GCAAAGUAAGCAAAGGCUGUAGUGUAUCUUGUACGAAGUGUUGUUGAGAGAAGUACCUAUAUUGCUAAGAAUAAUAUUAAAUAUUUUAUCAUAUUGGGUUUAUUUAAGUAUUUUAAAUAUGCUGAAGAAUCAGCAAACGCAACAAAUAUUGAGUGAUGCAAGAGAUGAUUCGUCUUCAUCUCGAGUCGUCAUGCUUUUCGGAUCAGACGAAGAAUGUGACUUGACGUCAGACGACUUAACGUCCGGUGACGAAGAUCCGCUAUCUGGAAAUCCAUUGACAGGCAUCCGACGGUUCCCCAUACCAGAUUCUCGAAAACCAUGCACUGUAACAAACUCUCGGGAGCGUUGGCGUCAACAUAACGUUACCGGCGCAUUUGCGGAACUACGUAAAUUGGUACCCACCCAUCCACACGAUAAGAAAUUAUCAAAAAAUGAAAUCUUAAGAAUGGCCAUCAAGUACAUACGUCUUUUAAGUGGAGUGCUUGAAUGGCAAGAGAAUCAACAAGAUUUCAGUAAUAAUAAUGAAGAUUGUAUGGACAAUAAUGUUUAUUUAUAGAUUAUGAUUUAAAAUUAUAAUAUUAUUAAUAUAAAAAAAAAUAUUAUUUGACACAACAAGAUUUAAUACAGAAUAUAACGAAUGGAUCUUCGCAGGAAAAAAUUUUUUGUGUCCUUAUAUAAUAUUGUCUACAUUUAGACCCUUUUUUGCAGCUAUCUAAAUGUGAUAACAUUGAUAAAACGAUAACAUCAUUUUUAUUAU
Sipha flava (yellow sugarcane aphid) is the source of this 757-nucleotide messenger RNA. Its product is annotated as T-cell acute lymphocytic leukemia protein 1-like. The transcript is spliced from 3 exons. Lineage: Eukaryota; Metazoa; Arthropoda; Insecta; Hemiptera; Aphididae. The record is from RefSeq and is a predicted model, not a curated record. The coding region runs from base 119 to 556 and encodes 145 amino acids. Gene Ontology annotation, molecular function: DNA-binding transcription factor activity, RNA polymerase II-specific; RNA polymerase II cis-regulatory region sequence-specific DNA binding; protein dimerization activity. Gene Ontology annotation, biological process: regulation of transcription by RNA polymerase II.